Pimephales promelas (fathead minnow) is the source of this 3068-nucleotide messenger RNA. RefSeq lists its product as uncharacterized. Lineage: Eukaryota; Metazoa; Chordata; Actinopteri; Cypriniformes; Leuciscidae. The record is from RefSeq and is a predicted model, not a curated record. Gene Ontology annotation, cellular component: plasma membrane. Gene Ontology annotation, molecular function: protein binding.
AUCCCAUAUUAUGUUAUGGUAACAUAAUGGGGACAGAAUAAGAUGGUGACUCAUUUUCAAUGAAUCAAAGGGGAUCCCUUGCCGUUUAAUGAGUUUGAAUGAAUAUUUACAGACAAAAUAUGCCAUUGACUGGAAUGAAUGAUUAAUGUUGAGGCUUUUUCAAUUAUUCAUGUACAAACAUAUGCAUUAUUUAAACCCACAUGAUCUCGUAUUUCUGCCCCUGCCCCACAUCGCACAUGGUGUUGGGGUGUUGGGACUGCUAGCCACAUUGGCACGUUAACUCAAAUGUAAUGGGGUUUUACUUGAAACAAAAAAGAAACGCCAGAAAUAAUAGAAGGGACUGUCUGUUUAAGUCAAGAAUCAUUGAUGUUAUUUUUUGUCAUAUAAAAACCAAAAUGAUUGGUGACUGAGGGAGGCUUUCAUUCGUGCAUAACUUUAAAAAAUAUAGCAGACUAUGGGUGUCUAAUGGUGAGUAAAUAAUGACUUUAUUUCGGGUAUACUGUCUCUUUAAGUCGGUAUAUAUGACGGAUCCGUUCAAAAUGGGUUAAAAACUGAAACCAUUGCGUAAUCCGCUUGCGCCUUUAAAAAUCCAUUUGAGACUAAAUUCAGGGGAUUUAAAGCAGUAAUUCUGUGUUAUAUAAUCUCUCGUCUGGCAUUGAUAUAUUUCUAAAUUUAAACAUCCACGAAUUUGGCUGAGGUUAUUGUGCGUAAUUAAAUCACAUUGGACACUACGAAUUGUAUAUAAAGUUAUUUUAAAUAAAAAGAAAAUACAAAGUUGGCUACGUUAUAUGCCUACAAGUAUAUCCGUGGUUUAAAACGUAGGCUAUUGGAUUGACCAAAUGUGACAGCUGCCCACUGCCCUGCCCUUCAGAGUGACCUCAAAUUGUUCUUUUGAGUCGAAUCUUUUCGUUUGAAUCUUUCGCUUAAAUCGUUUGAAAUUGAUUGUUACAAAUACCGCUCUGGAAAUGUUUACACGAUUUGUGACCACAUUCUUUGAGUAAAUGAAAACAUGUAGUCAUAUUUAAAUAGCCUGUAUCAAAUUUUAAUACAUUUAAAUGAUUUAUUAAAACAAACAAAAUUUUAAGCACAAAUAAUUUUAUUCUUUUCAAAUUAGCCUAGUACUUUUUACUGAAUAAUGGGUGCAGCCAACUGAACUGGUAGGUCAUUAUAAAACGUAUAAGAAUCCCUGAUUGUUUUUAACCGGUUCUUUUGAAAGAACCGAUUCGCGGAAGUGAGUCUGUCUUCUCAUCACUUUGUCUGCUGCCUGUCUUGGUGUGGAGCAGACUGUAAAAAAGAGUGUGUGGAGCCGGAGUAAUUGAGAAGCUGACAAGAAGGCUAUUUAGUGGAGGAAAGAAUACAGUAGCCUAGACUAUAACUGUUUUUACUCAGAUUAUUUGUAUGCUUCUACUAGUCCACACACUGUGACCGUGUGGGGCUUAUAAAUUGAGUCGCAUAUGGUUUUAAGGCGAUUAAGUGCUUUUGACAGACAUUUCAGCUGCACUGAAACAGACUGCGAAUAUUCUGCUGAUCUGUAAAAGUCUGUUUUGAUAUACUGAAACAAAUGCAACUCCGUUUAUCACAGAGAUCUCGCUCCUCUUCCAAAAGCUGAGGUUCCGUGAAUCGUCCUGAUCAAACAUUUCACGUUUUGCUCCAUGUAGAUCUGUUGAAUCUGUCAUCACAUCAUGUUGCCUUCUGUCGCGAUGCUUUUACUCUUUCUUUCUCCGUCGAGGAGCUCAAGACUGUGUCACCUCUGCCAGUGCUAUGAACACUCAGAUCUGGUGGAUUGCCAUGCCAGGGGUUUUGAGGAUAUCCCACAUGGACUUCCCCACGGCACCUGGCUCCUAGACCUUGGAGGAAACAAGCUUACGGAGAUCCGGAGUCGAGCUUUCGCUGGCCUUUGGUCUUUACGUAUUCUAGUGCUCUCGGACAGCAGCAUCCAGGUUCUUCAUUCGCAGGCUUUUUUCUCUCUGUCCUAUCUGGAGAAGUUGGACAUGAGUCGUAACAACCUCACUAAGAUCCCUCCUAAUUUCUCUGAGAGCCUGUCUUCCCUGCGUGAAUUGCGGCUGGACCACAAUGCACUGGUGCUGUUGAAACCUGCAGGCCUAGAACAUCUGGAAAACCUUGUGAAGCUGGACCUCAGCCACAAUCGUAUCCAAUCUGUUGAACCUGGCGCGUUCCGUGGUCUGUCCCGCCUGCGCCACCUUUACCUCCAAGGGAACCGCCUGGGUGUUCUGCGAGACGGAUCCUUCACCAUGCUGCCCGGACUGGAAGUUCUGCUCCUGGGGAACAACAACAUCUCUCGGAUCGAGGUAAAUGCACUAGCACCAUUGCACAGUCUUUCUUUGUUGGGCUUGGAGGCGAAUCAUCUGGAACACCUGAACUUCAAGACAUUGCUGAGCUUGCACACGCCUGCUACGCACCUGCAGUUGGCUGGGAACCCGUGGAACUGUGACUGCGACCUGCACCGUGUCUUCAGCAAGCUGCUUAGUGUGAGGCACCUCCUUGUGGACGACUAUCACAACAUAACAUGUCGGGAGCCCUGGCAGCUUGCCGGAGCCUCUUUGGCUUGGGUGGACAGCCAGUUGUGUGUGGCUGAGACUGUUACGGUGUUAGUCAUCACUGCUACUGUGAUCGUGACUGUCUUUGGUGCCUUGGUCAUGGCGGAGAGAAAACGCAAGAGAAAAUACUGGGAACAGAAUGAGGGGGAACCGCAAGAGCAGUGAGGUGACUUACACAGGAGGACAAUACAGAUUGAAAAUACAGACACGGUCUUGCUUUGGCCUCUUUUCCCGACAGUUCAUGUGGUGAUAGAAAUUGAGAUUCUUAUAAUGCAAAACUUGGAUAAAAGUAUUGGUAACUUGAAUCUGAUUUAAAUCUUUCUAAUAUGGGAUGUUUUCAGAUUACAAUCUGUGCUAGCUAACCAAUUAGUUGUGUAUGUGUUAUGAAUUAUAUUAAUGUAGACAACUAGACAUCCUCUUUGCCACUUACAAAGUCAAAAGCUACCUUCAACUCUUUCAUUACCUUUACAUAAAAUGGCAAGGCUGUUUUGUUAAUAUAUAUAUAUAUAU